Molecule: messenger RNA, 873 nt
Organism: Striga hermonthica
Lineage: Eukaryota; Viridiplantae; Streptophyta; Magnoliopsida; Lamiales; Orobanchaceae
Source: the annotation of a GenBank genome assembly
AUGUUUAACCGCUGGGCUGCUGUAAUUGACUCACAGCCUCCUUCACCGGGAAUUAGGUGGGAUUCCUGCCGGCGCCGCCAUUUCCCCCGGCUACCUAGGGCCCCAGCCGAUGUUCGCAUAGGAGACAGGACGCAACAACCACCACGCACCGCCAAACGGCCACCUUCCGGUACCACUCGAAGCCCACCUUCCGUGAAAAUGGUGAAGCCGAUAAUCGCGCCGUCGAUGCUGUCAUCGGACUUCUCUAAUUUGGCAUCGGAGGCCGAGCGGAUGGUCCGAUGCGGUGCAGAUUGGCUGCACAUGGAUAUUAUGGAUGGUCACUUUGUACCAAACCUCACCAUUGGUGCUCCAGUUAUCGAGAGUCUGAGAAAGCACACAGACGCUUACUUAGAUUGCCACCUAAUGGUCACAAAUCCUAUAGAUUACGUCGAGCCAUUAGGAAAAGCGGGUGCUUCUGGUUUUACUUUUCAUGUGGAAGCCUCAAAAGAUAAUUGGCGAGAGCUUGUUCAACAAAUCAAAUCAAAGGGUAUGAAGCCUGGUGUUUCCUUAAAGCCUGGAACCCCUAUUGAAGAAGUGUACCCACUGAUUGAAGACAAAAAUCCUGUGGAAAUGGUACUUGUUAUGACCGUGGAACCUGGAUUUGGUGGGCAGAAGUUUAUGCCAGAAAUGAUGGAUAAGGUUCGUACUCUAAGAAAGAAGUACCCUUCACUUGAUAUAGAGGUUGACGGUGGUUUAGGACCUUCGACUAUAGAUAUGGCAGCCGAUGCAGGUGCAAACUGCAUCGUGGCCGGAAGUUCUGUGUUCGGAGCUCCGGAUCCUGCUCAUGUUAUAUCACUUAUGCGCAAAAGCGUUGAUGACGCCCAAAUGAAAUAA